Ruditapes philippinarum (Manila clam) is the source of this 4691-nucleotide messenger RNA. RefSeq lists its product as uncharacterized. Lineage: Eukaryota; Metazoa; Mollusca; Bivalvia; Venerida; Veneridae. The record is from RefSeq and is a predicted model, not a curated record. The coding region runs from base 216 to 3743 and encodes 1175 amino acids. Gene Ontology annotation, molecular function: zinc ion binding. The transcript has 13 exons.
GAACGGGCAUCUGAGUAGAAGCACCGACGUUCCGUACGCUAGCUGGAUGGCUUCAUCACAUGAAAGAGUCCCUGUCGGAAUUCGAACCAACAGCGGUGAGGGGCAGGAGGUUUGAAAUCAACGACCUUAACCAUUCGGCCACGGACGCCCCUAUUCUUUUGAAGAUAAGGGUGUAGCUCUAUAUUUGACAAUCACAUAUCAUCCUGAUCAGAAAAAUGGAAAUUAAAACAAAUGAGAUGAAACCAGCGAAGAGCUGUGAUGUGACAAGAGGGCAUGAACACUACCUCAGUCAUAUAUUGUUAUUGGAACAAGCUUCGCCCAUCGCAUUGAAGGCCAUUAUAAAAAGAGAAGAAAACAAAUGUGGAAAAGAUAUUGGUAUUUUGCUAAAUGAGAAUAGAGAUACGUUUAAAACCCAGUACGAAACAGAGUUUCUUCAAUUAUUUCAAGGAGAUGUUGUCAAUGACGACAUUGAUACGUGGGACACUCUUCAAUUGUGUGCUGUAACAUUAGCUUUGUUUAAAUCUGAUCUAACUGAACCAGAAGUUAAAGCCAUUCAAUGUAUAUAUGAUCACAGAAAAGAUAUUGAACAUUACGUAGAACGUGCCUCCCUAACAUACAAUACCUACAAGGAGAAACAACAUUUAUUGCACGAACAAUUACUCGAGUUGAUAACGCUCAUAGACGACCAAGCUAAUCUUGAUUGUAAACGUAUGGUGUUUUCAUUUGAAUCAAAAUCAAUGCAAUUUAGCGAACCACAAAUAGACAAACUUACACGGACAAAUGAUAUUAAAACUCAUCUUAAAAUUGCAAUCGAUGUAGUUGUAGUAACAGAGAAUGAUAUUACUGGCGAAGAGAACGAUCUAGAUCUUCAGACAACUGAAACUUCAGGACAAAUGUUCACUGAAGAACUUCAGAACACAAAUGUGUACAUCAAUGAUUCAGCUAUUUUGGCAUGUAAACUCAGCAUUCCAACAGAUGAAAAUGUUGAGUGGAGGAAAAAUAGCAAGCCGGUAAAAGUUUCAAACAAUUUAGUGGUCGUGAGCAACAACGAAAAUCACUGGUUAGCGAUUUUUCGUGCAUCAUUGGAAGAUACGGGUCAAUAUACUUGUGUAUGCGGCAAUAUUUCAACAUCAGCUGAUCUUAUUGUUGUAGAUGAAGCAUUGGGUGUGGUCAUUGAUUUGCCUGUCAAAAUUGAGGCUAUUGAGAAUGGAAACAUUAAUAUUACGUGGAAGGUGAACCGGCUAACGAGAAAACCAGAUUGGCGUCACAAAGGGGAACUUCUACAAUCAUCUGGUAGAAAGGUUAUACUAUCCAAGGGUACUACACACGAAUUGAUGAUCACAAAUGUAUCAUUACACGACGAGGGUGAAUAUACAGUUAACUUUGAGAAUGUAUCAUCUAAAACAACAGUUCAAGUACAAGGGGAAACUGAUCUUAUUCACAGAAAACAAAUACAAGAAAAAUUGUACAGAAAUUGGGUGAGAGGAGCUCUGGCGUUAAAAUAUUUGAAAAUAGGCUUAGAGGGAUUUUCUGACAAGGCUGUUAUCGAACAGCAUAGGGAUCUUAUGAAAACAUUUGGAAACACCUGCAACACUUGUACAAUGGAAAGUCUUUUCCCACAUAAAAAAAAUCUAUGCCCACGCCAAAGAAAAUAUCAAUGUUUAUGUACCAAGAAUCACAACAAAUCAAGACAAAUGUGUCCAAAUGGGGGAUUUUGUGGCAACUUUUAUGAUGAAAUAGUAUGUAAACAUCGAUUUCAAAAUCCAUUAUUCAUGAACACGGAUGUCCAAAAUUGGAGCAGUGAUCCUUGGAGUGUUGCUACAUGCUUUAUAAAUACUACUGGCUACAAAGGCAAACAAUCAGCUAAAGACGUCGACUGCUCGGGUUUACUGAGUAUGUGCAUAAACAACAUUUAUAUAGAAAAUAUGCUUGGAAAAGAUAUAAUCGAUGGAGAAAAGGAUGCUUUUACAAAGGCACGGAAAUCACGGAAUGAUAUCCUUCACAAUCCAAACUAUGAAUUAUCUGAAAACGAACUAAACAUAUUUAUCAAAGGGUUCAAAGAAGUAUUAGAAAUCAAGGACAAACAUGGCAAUACACCUCUGAAAGGGGAGCCAAGCGUUGAAAAUGCAUUAUAUUUACUGGAUAAGUUGCAGCAAAACCAGAUUGAGAUAAACCUUGAACAUGAAAUAAAGCAACUGAGAGAACAUGGUAUGCUUACAUUAGAUGAGAAAUACAAAACAGCAAAAGAACAGCAUGAAUUGAAACUUCAACGGAUAGCGCAACAGAUUAAAGAUCAAGAAGAAGAGCUCGGCUUAAUGCUAAAUCUUAGAUAUUCAGGAAAGCAAAAUAAUCCUAAAGAGACAUUUUUGCUUGAACUACAAAUAAGCGUUAUUGCUAAAAGUGGUGAAAAAAGUCCUGACGGGAAUCGACGAGUUUAUGAAGUAAUGAAAGACUAUAUCAACAAUGAUGAUAGAUCAAGUGAUACACCAGUCUAUCACCUCCUGAAUUACAUCAAGGCCAUAAAGGAAUGCCAUAUCGUUGGUAUUUCUCCCACUUACCAAUCGUCAACCGACAUACAAAUCAAAUGUCUCAGUUCUGAGGCCAUGGAAAAUUUUCUCAAGUCUAUCAACUGCAACGCAUUUCAACAAGAACUGUUUAAGCUUAGACGAUGGCUACAUGUUCAAUAUGACAUUGAUUCGCAUGACAUAAUAGCUAAUUGCUCACAAAAUGGCCUAGAGAAAGCAAAACAACGUCUUCACUUUACUGACGUAACCAGAAUUAUGACUUGUACCGAGCAUCAAAAUACACAAUGUACUCUCUAUUGUCCUGACCAUGACAUGUUUUUUUGUACAGCAUGCAGGGAAUCAAGACAUGGCACAUGUCUUGGAAUAAAACAAGUUAUAUCUGAAAGGUCUUACGUUGAACAGAAACGUCGUCUCAACAUCAAAAGUAUAAAAGGAACUUAUAACGUUAGGAUAGAUAAUGCUUUGAUAAAUAGAGACAAAAAUGAUCAAGAUGAGUGUGGUAUCACUAGUAUGUGCAUGCUUCCUAAUAGUGAACUUCUCCUUGCUGACUUCGGGAAUAACAAACUGAAGAAAUUGAAUAGUUCGUACAAGGUAAUAAGCUACUGUGGUGUUCCUGAGGACCGGUAUCUCUAUUCUGUAUGUUAUAUAGGCAACGAUAUUGUUGUUGCUGUUUUAAGAGGAAAUUCCAUACAGUACGUUAAUGUGUCAAGUAAUGUAAGCCUUAGACAAUUAGUGAAGCUAGAUCAUGAUUGUCUCGGUCUAGCUUGUCAUGGUGACACACUCUAUAUUAACAGCGGAGACAAAAUUUACAAGUAUGACGAAAACUGUACACAACAACAAGUUCUCUAUCCUUAUCCGCACAAAGUCUCCAGUCCCUUCAUUGUUGUAAGUGACAAUGGUUAUCGACUAUACUUCAGUGCAGAUAAAGGUCUAACUACAAUAGAUUGUAAGGGAAAUCUUUUAUUCAGCGAACAAGUGGACGGUUAUAAAAUAUUUGAUAGUUGUAUUGCUGAUGAAGGUAUUGUUCUUGUAUUAGAUGCAGCAAACAAUGUGCAUCAGCUGGAUUAUAAUGGUAAAAAGCAUUGGACUGUAGAUAACAUGCCAUUAGAAAUGUUAGUUCCGUUUUCUAUGUGUUUCGACAGAGAAAGAUGUAGACUUAUUGUUGGUGGUUUUGAAGGCAUGAUAUAUGUUUACAAAUGCGAAUAUUUGCCAAGUUAGUUAAUAAAAUUGUUUUGGUGAACCUAGAACCAAAUGAAAAAUGCUUUGCUAAACUACUUUUGUUUAUCAAAUUAGUAAGUUUGUAAGUUGGCUUUUUUCUUCCUCGAGUCAUCGCUUAAUAUAAUGACGUCGCACUCAUUUAUCUUGAAUGUAUUUGUAAUUACAUGUAUAUAUUACAAACUUUUUCAUAAUAAGGGUUGAAUAGUUACAAGUUUGAAUCCUUAUCGAGAUAAUUAAACAACAUGUGAAUCUUGUUAAAGGACUAACGAAUGAAUUGAUAUUGAGAUUGAUUUAUCCCACAUAUUGUCAUUUCUACUAAGGCUUAAAACAAAAAUUUAAUUUACUUCCCCUUCCCUACCUACCCAACAAACCUUCCACUACCAGUAAAAAUAUUUUUUCAGGAUCUAAGGGGAUGAAAGUAUUUUUUUCCUUCAGAAUACAAUAGAUACAAUCUAAUCUGAUAUUUUAGACUGUGACACUAGCAAAGUUUAAUAAAUUUUUGCAUAUGUCAGUUGUGAAUAUGGUAAUGCAUGUAUAUAAUGUAUAAUAUUACAUUUAUAAAUUAAUUGUAAUAGUUCAUUAUACAUAAUUAUAUGCAUUUAUUUAUUAUUAUGCACAUAUAAAAAAUGUCCUACCUACCUACCUACCCAACCCUGAUUGUAAUGGGUCGGGAAGGGGAAACAAACAUAAUUUUAUUUUUGGCCUAACAGUCCCGCACGCCUACAUUAUCUUACUAUCUUAGAAAAAGAUUUAAGGAAAAAUAUAAAUAAUUAGUUUUAGUUCAUAUGAAAAAAGUCAUACCAAUUUAUCAACGAAAAAAAGACACAAAAUAGGCAUUCAUAAAUAAAGCAAACUUAUAACAUUUGACCUUGAAGAUCAAUGUCAUUUUUAUAAGAGAAGGUCAAGUUCAGUAUGGUCAACUUGACCGUCUUGCCAAAGUGCUGUUGU